AUUACUAUUCAAAGCCCCUUUCUUAAGUGCUUCUUCUGCUUCUUUCUUGCCACUCUCACUCUCGAGCUCCAAAGACAAAACCGUUCUCUGAAAAGUGGGAAAAAAAGAGCCGUUGCUGUCUCAGAAUAUUAACGUUACAAUCCCAGAGAAACAAGAAGGAGAAGAAGAAGAAGCAGAGGAAUAAGUUUGGCAGAGAAGAAGACCCAAUGGGGAGAGAUUUCGGGCUUGUUUUCGUGGUCUCACUGUUGCUUCUACUGUUGGAUUUAUGCAGUGGAAGCUUUGUUGGAGUGUGCUACGGAAGAAACGCCGAUGAUCUUCCUGUACCCGACAAGGCGGCGGAGCUUGUCAAACUUCAUAACAUAAAGUAUGUAAGGAUUUACGACUCCAAUGUGCAGGUCCUCAAGGCCUUCGCGAACACUGGAAUUGAACUUAUGAUUGGGGUCCCAAAUUCGGACUUACUGCCCUUCUCUCAGUUCCAAUCCAAUGUAGAUACCUGGCUUAAGAACAGUAUCCUUCCUCACUACCCAGCCACAAAGAUUACAUACAUUACUGUUGGUGCUGAAGUUACGGAGACUCCCGGCAAUAUUUCUGCUUUAGUAGUGCCUGCCAUGAAAAAUGUGCUUGCAGCCCUUAGAAAAGUUGGUCUAAGUAGGAAGAUUAAAGUGUCAAGCACCCAUUCCCUUGGAGUUUUGUCCCGAUCGUUUCCUCCCUCUGCGGGAGCUUUCAAUAGUAGCCAUGCUUUUUUCCUCAAGCCCAUGCUUGAAUUUCUCGCCGAAAAUAGCUCUCCCUUCAUGAUAGAUAUUUAUCCUUACUAUGCUUAUAGAGAUUCUGCAACCAAUAUUUCUCUGAACUAUGCUCUAUUUGAGUCGUCCUCGGAGGUGAUUGAUCCAAAUACCGGUUUGUUGUACACAAACAUGUUUGAUGCUCAGAUUGACGCUCUCUACUUUGCAUUGAUGGCCUUAAAUUUCAAAACCAUUAAAGUUAUGGUCACAGAAACAGGCUGGCCUUCCAAAGGGUCACCUAAGGAGACGGCUGCAACACCUGAUAAUGCGCAAACUUACAAUACCAAUCUCAUUCGCCACGUGAUAAACAAUACCGGAACUCCUGCAAAGCCUGGACAGGAGCUAGAUGUGUAUAUAUUCUCUUUGUUCAAUGAAAAUAGGAAGCCAGGAUUGGAAUCCGAAAGAAACUGGGGGUUAUUUUAUCCGGAUCAGACUAGUGUCUAUAACCUAGACUUCACUGGAAGAGGCUCUGUGGAUAUAGCUACGGGGGCUAAUUCUACUAGUUUAAAUGGAACUACAUGGUGCAUUGCUUCGAACAAGUCUUUGGAAAUGGACUUGCAAAACGCAUUAGAUUGGGCUUGUGGUUCUGGAAACGUGGAUUGCACUGCUAUUCAGCCUAGCCAGCCUUGUUUUGAGCCAGAUAAUCUGGCGUCUCAUGCAUCUUAUGCGUUCAACAGCUUCUACCAGCAGAAUGGGGUCACUGAUGUCGCUUGCAGCUUCGGAGGGGCAGGGAUUAGAGUUGACAGGGAUCCAAGCUAUGACAGUUGCAUCUACAUGACUGCCGGGAGCAACAAAACUAUUGCGAGUAACACAACGGCAAUGUCUUCAAAGUCUUCUUCCCCGCUCAACGCUUUUCCUUCAGUGUUCUCUAUGGUCAUUCUCGCAACCAUCAUCUCAUUUCUCCUUGAAACUGUCAACCAUGUGUAAGGUGUUUGAUGUUGAAGGAAACACAGUGGAUAUUUUUUCCGUCACAACGCGCGGCGAUUGAGCUGACGUUGGAAAAUAUGUUGGUUGGAAAAAUUUUGUAUGUAAUGACUAGAUUUUUAAGAGAAUGGUGCACAACUGAUAACACCAUCUACGUUGUAAGAUGAAAUUUAUGUAUACCUCUUGAACAUAUGGUAGUUACAGAUUUGUGCCCCAUGUGUUAGUAGCACCAUUUUUUUUUUUUUUUCGUUCUCUGAAAUAUUUGUUAAUUGCACACUUUUGUAAUUGUAAGUGAGGGGGUUUAGGUACGAAUAGUUUUGAAAUAUUCAUUUCAUUUGCAUCAUGUACA
Morus notabilis is the source of this 2055-nucleotide messenger RNA. RefSeq names its product glucan endo-1,3-beta-glucosidase 13-like. The record is from RefSeq and is a predicted model, not a curated record. The coding region runs from base 207 to 1709 and encodes 500 amino acids. Gene Ontology annotation, biological process: carbohydrate metabolic process. Lineage: Eukaryota; Viridiplantae; Streptophyta; Magnoliopsida; Rosales; Moraceae. The transcript is spliced from 4 exons. Gene Ontology annotation, cellular component: plasma membrane. Gene Ontology annotation, molecular function: hydrolase activity, hydrolyzing O-glycosyl compounds.